Messenger RNA from Cynoglossus semilaevis (tongue sole), 2084 nucleotides. It is a transcript of the gene lctlb, whose product is annotated as lactase-like b. Gene Ontology annotation, biological process: carbohydrate metabolic process. The record is from RefSeq and is a predicted model, not a curated record. The transcript has 14 exons. Gene Ontology annotation, molecular function: hydrolase activity, hydrolyzing O-glycosyl compounds. The coding region runs from base 363 to 2075 and encodes 570 amino acids. NCBI's taxonomy places the organism in Eukaryota, Metazoa, Chordata, Actinopteri, Pleuronectiformes, Cynoglossidae.
AUUAAACAGAUGUUAUUGUUAAAAGUAAAGAAAAGGACACAGUUCUUUUUCUCUCCAUCACUGGGGUUAAUACCCAUGUUCACCUGUUCAAUACGUAAUGCAGUGCAAACACUUUCCAUUAUCCAACUGUUCAGCAUUUUUCAAGCAUCAAAAAACAAAGCAGCGAGGCCCCCCAACAGGCACAGCUUUGAAAAAAGGUCCUGCAGCGAUAACUAUCUUUAUGGACAGCUUUCUACAACCACUGCCAUUUGCCCAGAGACUGGGGUUGAGCACACACCUGAUGGAAAUGAAAUCUUCAUAAGACAACAUCGAGGUACCAAAGCAGAACCAAAGAGUGACUGUGCUGCAGGCACAAACAUACCAUGCUCCUAAACUGUGCAUUCAGCGUGUGCCAUGUGCUUAUGUUGGUGCUGUGUCUGUCUGCGGCUGAGGACUUUGACUGGACAAAGAACGAACACGGCUCCUUCUAUUAUGGCACUUUUCCAACUGGAUUUUCAUGGGGCGUUGGCAGUUCGGCCUAUCAAACAGAAGGAGCCUGGGACAAAGACGGAAAAGGACUGAGCAUCUGGGAUGUGUUUACUCAUAAAAAGGGGAAAAUCUACCAAAAUGACACUGGUGAUGCUUCCUGUGAGAGCUACUACAAAAUCAAGGAUGAUGUUUCUUUAAUGAAAGAGCUCAAACUGAACCACUACCGCUUCUCCAUCUCCUGGCCUCGACUAAUCCCCACUGGAGUACGGUCUGACCAUGUCAAUGAAAAGGGAAUCCAGUACUACGACCAACUGAUUGACCACCUGCUGGAAAACAACAUCACUCCCAUCGUCACUCUGUAUCACUGGGAUCUGCCCCAGGUCUUACAAGAAAAAUAUGGCGGAUGGCAGAACGUCAGCAUUGUCAACCAUUUCAAUGAUUUUGCCAAUCUUUGCUUUGAACGAUAUGGUGACAGAGUCAAGUACUGGAUCACUUUCAACAAUCCGUGGUCUGUAGCAGUUGAAGGCUAUGAGACUGGUGAACAUGCUCCUGGAAUGAAGCUGAGAGGAACAGGCGCCUACAGAAGCGCUCACCACAUCAUAAAGGCACAUGCAAAAGUUUGGCACACGUACGACACUCAGUGGAGAGGGAAACAAAAAGGCCAGGUCGGCAUCUCUUUGUCUGGAGACUGGGGGGAGCCGGUGGACAUUAGCAACCAAAAAGACAUCGAAGCAGCUGAGAGGUUUGUCCAGUUCAACCUGGGCUGGUUUGCCACGCCCAUAUUCCAUGGAGACUACCCUCAAGUGAUGAAAGACUUCAUUGGAAGGAAAAGUGCGCAGCAGGGACUGGGGACGUCCCGACUGCCUACCUUUGCUCCCCAGGAAAAAAGUUACAUCAAAGGGACCUGUGACUUCCUGGGCAUUGGCCAUUUCACCACCCGCUACAUCACCCAAAAAAACUACCCAUCAGGCCGCAGUGGCAAUAGCUACUUCACCGACCGUGACCUGGCUGAGCUGGUUGAUCCUCGAUGGCCUGACCCUGGGUCAGAAUGGCUCUACUCUGUGCCCUGGGGUUUCAGACGGAUGCUGAACUUUAUCAAGACUCAGUAUGGAAACCCAGUGAUUUACGUGACGGAGAAUGGAGUCUCUGAGAAGACGCAGUGCACCGAGCUCUGUGAUGAGUGGAGGAUACAGUAUUUUAAAGACUAUGUCAAUGAGAUGCUUAAAGCUAUCAAAGACGGGGUCAACGUAAAAGGCUACACCGCGUGGUCCCUGCUGGACAAGUUCGAGUGGGACGAAGGAUACUCUGAGAGGUUUGGCUUGUACUACGUCGACUUUGGCAACAAAAACAAGCCCCGUUAUCCUAAAGCCUCGGUUCAGUUUUACAAACGUAUCAUCAGUUCCAACGGAUUUCCCAAUCAGAGAGAGGUUGAGAACUGGAGGCGGAAGUCGAUUGAGACAUGUUCUUCCAGCAGCCAGCUCCUGGCAGCAGAUCCCCUGACCAGCCACAUGGAGAUGGUGACGGAGAUCGUCGUACCCACCGUGUGCACACUUUCCAUUCUGCUCAGUGCCAUCUUGCUUAUGUUUUUGUUGCGGAGGCGAAACUAGACGUGCGUG